This is a messenger RNA of Trematosphaeria pertusa, 603 nucleotides long. RefSeq lists its product as uncharacterized. The transcript has a single exon. Bases 1 to 603 code for a protein of 200 amino acids. NCBI's taxonomy places the organism in Eukaryota, Fungi, Ascomycota, Dothideomycetes, Pleosporales, Trematosphaeriaceae. The record is from RefSeq and is a predicted model, not a curated record.
AUGGUCCUCUACACCACCAAAGCCGACUUCCUCGCCCGCGGCCUCAGCAACAUCAACCCCUCACCCUACAACAUCUCCCACGACUGCAUUAUCUGCAACUGCCCACUCCACAUGACACCUUCCUCCCCGCCCUCCACCUCCCAUACCACCACCGCCACCACGCCAACGCUCCACCCCGCCGUCCGUAUAACCUCCUGCGCCCACAUCCACGGCCGCGCCUGCCUGCUCGCCUGGCUCGAAACAGGUCACACCUGCCCCACCUGCGCGCGCAUGCUUUUCCCGCCCGUGCACGAGCAGCCGCUCACGCAGCAGGAUGUUAACCAUGUGGUUGAUGAGCUGGGUGUUGCGAGGGGGUAUGGCGAGGAGAGGGUUAUGGCGGCGGUGGCGCAGUAUAUUAUGAGGAGUGAGAGGGAGGGCGAGCGGAGGCGGCAGAUUGUUGAGAGUGUGGUUGCGUUGGAGAGCGUGAGGGAGGAGGAGAGGAGGAUGGCGGAGGAGAGGGAGGUUGCGUUGGUGGUGGAGGAUUGGGGGGAUAGUGAGGGGAAGGAGGAGGAGGAGGAGGAUUUUUGGGGGGAUGGUGAGGAGGAUGGGGGGAUUGUGGUGUAG